Molecule: messenger RNA, 1769 nt
Organism: Drosophila ananassae
Lineage: Eukaryota; Metazoa; Arthropoda; Insecta; Diptera; Drosophilidae
Exons: 2
Coding region: 833-1696 (287 amino acids)
Source: RefSeq, a predicted model, not a curated record
UCACAUAUAGUCGGGUGAUACAUAUAGAAAAACAUUUCUUGUUUUUAGGAGAUAGGAGAUAGCGAAAUUCCAAGAAAUACCAACGCAAUUCCGAGUAGAAAGAGCUCCGAUAAGGCGACACGUUUCUGAGACAAGCCGCUUUUUUUGCAAUCGGAUCGCGUCUGCCGGAAACAUAAGACAUUAGUAGUAGGUGAGACUAUUUCAGGAGCACGUUUUGCAUCGCCCUUUCAAAUUGGACAGACAUUAAUAAAUUGUUCAUGUUUUCCCUCUCAUGCCGUUUUGUUGCAAUCACCCAUCCGGCACGGCGAUAAUUUCCCAACAAUUCUUGCCAACCGGCCUCCGAUCUGCAAUCAUUUCAGCAAUGGUUUUGUUAUCAUUAAUCUGAAAAUGUUUUUCACGUAUGUAUGUAUAAUCAAUUUUAAACAAUAUUAAAUAAGGGGAAAUUAAAUUUUAAGGAGAUAUAUGGUAUUAAAUUUCAAGAAACAUUUAAUGAUUGCAGAGGUGUUGCAUCUUAACAACAAUGCAACAUUUCCAAGCUUUAAAAUUUAUUUUUCUUAAAUAACACCAUAGUUAAUAGUUACUAUAUCUGUUACAGUGUAAGUAUAAUGGAUUAUUAUGAACUUAUCGUUCGCUAAUGUUAAGUCAAGUUAAGUUAACCAUUUCCAAAUAGAAGCGACUAGACGGGAUUGGACGAAAUACCCCAAGAAAAGUGAAAUUCCCCACGCGAUGGCGCAACUGAUGGAGGCAGCCAAGCAGAAUCUCCAGCCAUAAAUUGCAGCUCUACAAUUUGUCGCCAGUCUCUUCAAAUCCCACCAAUUUUGUUAUAAAGUCGAUGACAUUAUGGCUGCCCAGCUUAGUCAUAAUGUUCACCAGCAAACAGAAGCUUCAGGCCUUGGUGUUGAGCCUGGGACUCAGUGUAGCACUGGUCCAGAACACCACCGGCGAUGAGAGGGAGACCGGUAGGCUAGGAAACCAGCUCGAUCUGUCCAGUUCAGCCAGCGGAAAAAGCUUAGAACCACCACCGGAAUUCUACAGAGGACCGGAAUCAAUAGAUGGUCCGGAAACGAGUCCCUUGAGCGGAACCAACGGACAUCCUUCUCUGGGAAGUGUCGGGGAAAGUCUAAGUGAGACGUACAAGAAGUGGCGCGGUCUUGGAGGGGCUGGUCUGCAACAACGUAUCAGUGUGGGACACUACGCUGGCUCAGGAGAAGCCCCUUCACACGCCCCACCGGUGGGAGGCUUCGAAAGCAAUUCUCAUCCGUAUCCCUACGAGUAUUCCCACGGAAAUGGAGCUGCAGCUGGAAUUGGUGGAGCAGGAUUCGGGUCCGGAAGUGGUGCCUAUUAUGGGAGCUCUAGCAUAGAGGCUGGCAUUCCUUUUGACGUCUAUGGAUCACGUCCCGGCCAUAACCUAGGCCACAGUCACUACUCCCACGCAGAAUAUGCAUAUCCGUACCCGCUGGAACACCACGAAAUAGCCGCCCACAAGGGGCCGGGUCAUGCAGAGCUGCCAUCCAAAGCCCUCCUAGCCAAAAGCUUUUUAAUUCCACUGGCUAGUGCUGCGGUUUUGGGAAUAGCCGCUGCCCUAGUGAGCAAUCCCCUUCUCCUCCAGUUGGGCACUGUUUCCGGUCUUGGCACGAUUGUGGGCAAACGUAAGCGACGAUCCGCUGAGGAGCGUGAUUUCUCUUUCAACUAUUGAUAGCAAAGAAAUUCUACUCACUACAUAGAUAUGCCAUUUAUAAACAAAUUAUUAAAUAAUUAUAAAAAAAGGA